AUGGUCCACACACCUCUGGGCAGGAUCCGGGGUGUGCCGGCCGACGACGGGGACUACGCCAUGUUCCUGGGCAUACCGUACGCCAAACUCAACGCCAGCAAUCCCUUUGGGGCAACAACUCCUCACGAAAAAUUCGACAAAGUAUUUGAAGCGUUCUCCGAAUCGGAAAUAUGUCCCCAGAUCAGGGAAGUCCAGGGUAGUACCGACGCCCCGUACGGCGGUGGCCUGGACUGCCUCACCCUCAACGUGUACGUCCCCAACACGAGGACCGGAGACCGAGCCGUUUAUAUUUUCAUGUUCGGGGGGCAGUUCACCCGCGGUCGAAGCGACAGGAGCUACUACGGACCGAGGUACCUCGUGCGUCACGAUGUCAUAGUGGUCACUUUCAACUACAGACUCGGCCCCUACGGGUUCAUGUGUACGCACAUACCCGAGGUGCCCGGCAACCAGGGACUUCGGGACCAGCGCGACGCCAUCGGAUGGGUCCGAGAUAACAUCCGAGCGUUCGGGGGCGACCCCCAGAGAAUCACCAUAGGCGGCCACAGCUCCGGCGCCAUGACGGUGGAUAUGCACAUACUGACCGAGCGACCCAGGCUGUUCCAGCAGGCCAUCGUGCAGAGUGGAACCGCCACGUACUCUGGUUUUCUUGGACCCACUGAUAAAAUGUCACUGACAAACAUCGCCAGGGACCUCGGCUUCGAGACUAACGACACGUAUGCCGCGCUAUCGUUCCUCGCUAGUGCUAGCCCUGAGACCGUCAUCAGGGCGACGAUAAAUAAAUACCAGUGGAAACCGUGUAUCGAAGACGAAUUCGAGAGAGUCGAGUCGUUUAUUUCUGAGAACCCUGAGCUGUCGGCGGGGUCGAACGUCGACGGACUGAAGCGACAACUACGCAAGUACGCGAAACACAGAGACACGAGUGUGUACAUGUACAUGUUCUCGUAUGAUGGUCGUCGAAACAGAAUGAAGAGGUUUUACAAUAUUUCCCAAGCUGGAGCAACUCACUCCGACGAACUGGGGUACAUAUUCACCAUGGAUUUCAUUCCAGACGAACCGAACAGCGAGGACCAAAGUAAAAUUGACCAAAUAACGACGCUGUGGACCAACUUUAUUAAAUACGGGAACCCAACCCCCGAGAGGUCAGCGCUGCUGCCGGUGUCAUGGACGCCGCUGACUGGCGACACCGUGCCCUGUCUACAGAUCGGCACCAACUUAACCCCCAUAUCGCGCCCUUUCCACCAAAGAAUGACAUUCUGGGAUCUGUUUUUUGAUACGUAUUUUGAUACUUGUCCCGUGAUAAUCGAGCUCCAGGAGCGCGGUCCACAGAUGCGUGCAUUUUUCACAUCGAGCUCCUAG
Messenger RNA from Aricia agestis (brown argus), 1356 nucleotides. Its product is annotated as acetylcholinesterase-like. The transcript is spliced from 5 exons. Lineage: Eukaryota; Metazoa; Arthropoda; Insecta; Lepidoptera; Lycaenidae. The record is from RefSeq and is a predicted model, not a curated record. Bases 1 to 1356 code for a protein of 451 amino acids.